GUAGCAACAGCGGCAGCGGCAGCAGUAGCGGCGGCCCCGGGAGCGAGUGUCCCUGGGCCCGCCCGAGAUGAUCCGGGUCGCCGUGGGCUGGACCUGCCUCUGGCUGUGGUGCUCCGCGUGCGUGCUGGCCCACGGUUUGCGCAUCCAUGAGUAUCUGUACUUCCAAGUGCUGAGCCCAGGGGACAUUCGCUACAUCUUCACUGCCACUCCUGCCAAGGACUUUGGGGGUGUCUUCCAUACGCGGUACGACCAGAUCCAGCUGGUCCCAGCUGACCCCCCGGAGGCCUGUGGACCCCUCAACAACGGGUUCUUCAUCCAAGACCAGAUUGCCCUGGUGGAGCGGGGGGGCUGCUCGUUCCUCUCCAAGACCAGGGUGGUACAGGAGCACGGGGGCCGGGCGGUGAUCAUCUCGGACAACGCCGAGGACAAUGACAGCUUCUACGUGGAGAUGAUCCAGGACAGCACCCGCCGCACGGCCGACAUCCCGGCGCUCUUCCUGCUUGGCCGCGACGGCUACAUGAUCAGACGCUCCCUAGAACAGCACGGGCUGCCCUGGGCCAUCAUCUCCAUCCCCGUCAACGUCACCAGCAUCCCCACCUUUGAACUCUUACAGCCACCCUGGACUUUUUGGUAGAGGAGAUGCGGCUCCCCCAGCCUCAAGACUCUGCACUGGGGGGAAGGAGGCACCAAAGCCCGGGGCGAGCGUCUGCUCUUUGGGGCUGGCUCACACUGGGGGAAGAAAGCCAUGUUUUGGGGCAGUGAAGAGGGAGCCCAAGGCCAAACCAAGGGACCCAUGACCUCCCUCUUCCCUGCCCUUCCCAAGGUCCUGAGCCCCGACCUAGUCAGGAGCCGGGGCACAGGGACCAGGGAGGUGGGGGGGAGCCCGAGAACGGUGCUGUUCUGAGGGAGGGCCAAAGGGGAAUCCCCCCUCCCCAUACCUUCCUGGACAGCCACCACCGUUAGCACAAUAAAGCCUUCCUGGAUUUUUACUGA
Gracilinanus agilis (Agile Gracile Mouse Opossum) is the source of this 993-nucleotide messenger RNA. It is a transcript of the gene PRADC1, whose product is annotated as protease associated domain containing 1. Lineage: Eukaryota; Metazoa; Chordata; Mammalia; Didelphimorphia; Didelphidae. The transcript is spliced from 5 exons. The coding region runs from base 68 to 634 and encodes 188 amino acids. The record is from RefSeq and is a predicted model, not a curated record.